Zea mays is the source of this 747-nucleotide messenger RNA. Its product is annotated as sucrose nonfermenting 4-like protein. NCBI's taxonomy places the organism in Eukaryota, Viridiplantae, Streptophyta, Magnoliopsida, Poales, Poaceae. The record is from RefSeq and is a predicted model, not a curated record. Bases 277 to 630 code for a protein of 117 amino acids. The transcript is spliced from 4 exons.
CAAACCCCCGCGACGGGGCGUGGGCGCAUCCGCGGCGGCCCUGGCGCGCAGGCACGGCCGACGCGGCUCCACGGCGGCGCGGGUGAGGCUCCCUGUAAGAGUCCAGAGAGGCAUUGCAGAUCGCCGAGACCGACGGUCAGGUGCUUACCUGAUUGUUGUGCUUCUUUGACUACUCUUGUCUUGGUGGUGCUUGUAAGUUUAACAUUAUAUUUUCUUGUUCUCCAUAUUCCUGAUAACUAAUGGUCUGUUAUUUACUGUGGCUUUAAAUAAACAAAGAUGCCCCCGGAGCCAUCAUCUCAGAACCCAAGCAUGCAAAUAGCAGUUAUCCGCCAUGUGGUCUCUAGAAUAUUAUUACACAAUACCAUAUAUGAUGUUGUUCCCCUUUCUAGCAAGUUAACAGCUUUGGACACUCAGCUUCCUGUUAAACAAGCAUUUAAAAAAAUGCAUGAUGAGGGUCUUGCUCUGGUUCCUCUUUGGGAUGACCGCCGGGGCCCAGGGAACAAUAACAGGCAUGCUCACUGCAUCAGAUUUUGUUUUAAUCUUGAGAAAGAGAAACAUUCAAGUUAUUGGCAACAAAGAGCCCAUUUCUGCUUGGAAAGAAGCAAAGCUACAGUUCUAUGGUGUGCCUGAUGGUGCUGCUAUGCAGAGAAGGCCAUUAAUCCAUGUACUUCUCCAUAUAUUUGCUAAUUCAAUGUGUAAGCAGUUGCAAGAUCAGCACUUUCAUAAUAUAAAUAUAUUACCUAUAUG